Messenger RNA from Diuraphis noxia (Russian wheat aphid), 1242 nucleotides. RefSeq lists its product as uncharacterized. The record is from RefSeq and is a predicted model, not a curated record. Gene Ontology annotation, biological process: DNA integration. Gene Ontology annotation, molecular function: nucleic acid binding. NCBI's taxonomy places the organism in Eukaryota, Metazoa, Arthropoda, Insecta, Hemiptera, Aphididae.
AUGGUUGCUGAACAGAGACUGAUAACUUGUGCUCAAAGGGAAGCCUUUCCGGAGGAGCAUGAAGCAUUAGCAAAAAAUAAGGACAUUCCUGGUCGAAGCAAGCUAAGGUCAUUGAACAUCGGUCUACGGUAUGGCAUGAUAGUAGUAGGUGGUCGUCUUGAUAAUGCCAAUCUUUCACAAGACCAAAGACAACCAAUAAUUCUUCCAUACAAUCACAGAAUUACACAGUUGAUAUUCUUAGAUUAUCACAUGAAAUUAUUACAUUGUGGUCCUCAGUUAUUAUUAGCAGAAAUCAGGCAGAGGUAUUGGCCGCUGUCCGGUAGACUAUUAGCGCGCUCAACAGUUCGGAGGUGUGUGAAGUGUGUACGGACCAAACCGACCUUUCAAAUUCCAAUAAUGGCACCAUUACCAAGGGAAAGAGGGUUGAUCAGGAACAAAGGCGUGGGUAUCAAUAUUUGUGUGUUAGUAGUCGAGGACUUAACGAGCAAGGCUUUUAUAGCGGCCUUAAGACGAUUUGUUGCUAGACGAGGCAAACCCGCAGAACUGUGGAGCGACAACGGAACAAACUUCGUUGGAGCGAACAAGGAGUUGACCAAAUAUACUCAACAUCUUGGCAGCCAGCUAUCCAAUGAAGGGAUCCCCUGGCGUUUCAAUCCUCCAUCAACCCCUCAUUUUGGAGGGCUGUGGGAAGCAGCAGUUAAGAGCGCUAACUUGACUAGGACUACUGGAGAGGCAAAGCUAACUCUAAGUGAGCUCAGUACGCUGCUAUGUCAAAUUGAAGCCUGCCUCAAUUCACGACCACUGUCAUCUAUGAGCAGCGAUCCUAACGACUUCACAUCACUUACCCCAGCGCACUUCUUACUCGGUGCACUUGUAACGUCGUUCCCAGAACCUGAUUUAAAUGGCGAAGAACCACAUGCAAUGCGACGUUGGAAAUUUGUACAUCUUUUAUUUCAAUCCUUCUGGAAGCGAUGGCACAUGGAGUACCUACCCCAACUACAGGUCCGUGGAAAGUGGACAUCAGGAAGYUCCAACCUAGCAAUAGACGAUUUAGUAAUUGUCAAGGAAGACAACCUACCGCCCUUUAAGUGGCACUUAGCACGCGUUAUAGAACUACAUCCAGGUUGUGACGGUAACGUAAGGGUUGUGUCCAUACGUAACUCUUGUGGCAAAACAAUGCGCCGUCCAGUCGCAAAACUCUGCAAGCUCCCAAUCGGUUCAGAGGAGUCUGUUGAAAAAUAG